Messenger RNA from Babesia bovis T2Bo, 978 nucleotides. Its product is annotated as Autophagocytosis associated protein active-site domain family protein. The record is from RefSeq and is a predicted model, not a curated record. The transcript has 6 exons. The coding region runs from base 181 to 963 and encodes 260 amino acids. Gene Ontology annotation, molecular function: Atg8-family ligase activity. Lineage: Eukaryota; Apicomplexa; Aconoidasida; Piroplasmida; Babesiidae. Gene Ontology annotation, cellular component: cytosol; cytoplasmic ubiquitin ligase complex. Gene Ontology annotation, biological process: autophagy of mitochondrion; autophagosome assembly; nucleophagy.
CAGUCCAGGUUCAUCCGCACUAUGAAUUCAUAUUUAUAGAAUUCCAGACGUAACUAACAAGUGUUUCUAUGUGAUGAAAUUACAAGGAUUGUAAUAUAGAGUAACAGAUAAUCUACCUGUGUAUUAGCAUACAAGGGCACCGUGAUUAUAAUAUGAUAUAGUUGCCACAAUAGAACCGAUAUGCAGCAAGCGCAUGACAUACUGUUAGGUAGCGCCAGCACUUUGCUUCCAAACACAGGAUUUGAUUUCCAAGGAAAGGGUGCGGUAACGCCUUCCGAAUUCAUAUUAGCCGGCGAUUCGCUCGUCGCUACUGAUAGCCGGUGGCAUUGGGUACUUGAAUAUAAUGGACCUCCUCUUGACUGCUUGCCAUCCGACAAACAACUCCUGCGUGCCCAUGGCAUCCCUUGCAUAAGUUUACCUAAACUCGUCACACGAGACGUUGGUGAAUGGGUGUUGUGCGAUGCUGUAUAUGAUAAUGAUUCAAAGUUAUUAGAUCCCGCGAAGGGUGAACACUGUACCAAUCGCCCAACGACAAAACUAUACGAUGACGGCGUCCCAAGCAGACCGCAUAGACGAUACGAUGUAAGCAUAACAUAUGACCUUUACUAUGAGACGCCUAGAAUAUGGCUAAUAGGAUUCAAUACGUUCGGACUGACACUAUCGCAACAUGAGAUGCUUCAAGAUGUGCCGUCUGAGUAUGCUGGUAAAACCAUCACUCUUGGUAGGCAUCCGUAUACCGGAGAACUGAACUUGACUGUACACCCAUGCUGUCAGAUGGAAGCGCUAUACAGACAAAACCAUGGCAAAUCUACAUACAAACCAGAAAAUGCUAUCAUAUUUGCAUUUGAUAUUUGGGCAUCGGUGCUGCCAAGGUUUUGCUUUAUUCCACCAAAGAAUAACAAUAAGAAUGCGAGCUUAGUUGAAAGGAAUGACACAACUGCAGCAAAUAAUACCGCAAUGUAAUAUAUAAUUAUACGA